CUACAAUUCCCAGCGACACGUCACAGCGUGCAGUUGCUACGGACAACAGCAGAGAAGCUUCAUCCUCCAUGCUACAUCCUGUGCAAAACGCUGCGAAACAUUGGCUGUCUCACGGUAUAUUUAAACAGGCGUUCGUAAGGAUAUCAUGUUUAUCUACCUCAGCAAAAAGAUUGCCAUCCCCAACAGUGUUCACUUAAAAUGUGUCUCUUGGAACAAAGACCAAGGCUUCAUUGCCUGUGGAGGUGAUGACGGUCUCUUAAAAGUGCUCAAACUUGAAACUCAGACAGAUGAUGCCAAACUUAAAGGACUUGCUGCGCCCAGUAAUUUGUCAUUGAACCAGACACUGGGGGGACAUGUUGGUGCAGUCCAAGUGGUCACAUGGAACGAACAAUAUGAAAAACUGACAACAAGUGACCAGAACGGACUCAUCAUUGUAUGGAUUCUCCACAAAGGUGCAUGGCAUGAGGAGAUGAUUAACAACAGAAACAAGUCCGUGGUGAGGAGUAUGAGUUGGAAUGCUGAUGGUCAAAAGAUAUGCAUUGUCUACGAAGAUGGGGCAGUCAUUGUUGGCUCAGUCGAUGGUAACCGGAUUUGGGGAAAGGAGCUGAAAGGAAAUCAGUUGGCUCAUGUGGCAUGGUCUCCAGACAGCAAAAUCCUGCUCUUCGGCAUGGCCAAUGGGGAAGUGCAAAUCUUUGAUAAUCAUGGCAAUUUCAUAAUGAAAUUGACCAUCAGCUGCCUAACUAAUGUGACGGGAGCUUUCAGGAUAGCUGGUAUCCACUGGUACGCAGGAACAUGCGGUUAUGUGGAACCCGAUUGCCCGUGUCUUGCUAUUUGUUUUCAGAAUGGAAGAUGUCAGAUAAUGCGUUACGAGACUGAUGAAAACCCAGUAUGCAUUGACACUUUGAUGAACGUCGUCAGCGUUCAGUGGAACCAUUGUGGUAGCGUGAUUGCAGUGGCUGGUUCCCUGAAAGCAUUGAAUUCGGAUGUAGAAAUCAAUGUGGUGCAGUUUUACACACCGUUUGGAGAGCACUUGAGAACCUUGAAAGUGCCUGGGAAGCAGAUGACGGGAGUUGCCUGGGAAGGUGGAGGUUUGCGAAUCAGCUUAGCUGUCGACUCCUACAUCUAUUUCGCAAACAUCAGACCAGAUUACAAGUGGGGAUACUGUUGCAGCACAGUGGUCUAUGCCUUCACUAAGCCAGAGCGCCAAGAUUACUGUGUGAUCUUCUGGGAUACUAAAAACAAUGAAAAGUUUACCAAGUAUGUCAAAAGCCUCAUGUCUAUUACCACCUCAGGGGACUUCUGUACUCUUGCUAGCAAGGCUGAUGACACCCAGCCACAGGGAAAUGCUGACUUUGAGUCUGGGAGUAAUGCAAAGUAUGUCCUGAUUUUGUGCAAUUCAAUUGGGACUCCGUUGGACUCAAAGUACAUUGACAUAAGUCCACUUUUUGUCACCAUGACCAGGACACAUGUGAUCGCUGCAUCGAAAGAGGCUUUCUACUUGUGGCAGUACAGAGUGGCGAAUAAAUUAACUGCUUUGGAGAUUAACCAAGUGACCAGAACAAAGAAGGAGGGAAGGGAAAGGGUGUAUCACAUUGACAGCAGUCCAACCGGAGUCAGUGACAAUGGAACAGACUUUACAAAUGCCUUCACAGCAACAAGAGAUCCUAUCUGUUGUAUUACAGCCACAGAUAAAACAUUAGUUGUGGGCCGUGAAUCGGGUAUCAUCCACAGAUACAGCCUGCCAAAUGUUGUACUCAUCCAGAGAUACACAAUGAACAGAGCCCACCAUCUCUCUAUAAACUGCAACUCCAGUCGCUUGGCCAUUAUCGACAUCUCAGGUGUGCUGACUUUGUUGGGCUUAGAAGUUUAUGCAUCCUCAGGUGAUGCCACAGGUAGUCAGGCAUCAUUAGGGGAUCCAUCAAAGUUUGAACGUAAGGAUGUUUGGGACAUGAAGUGGGCAAAAGACAACCCUGAUCUGUUUGCCAUGAUGGAGAAGACAAGGAUGUAUGUCUUCAGAAACCUAGACCCAGAAGAACCCAUACAAACAUCAGGAUAUAUAUGCAACUUUGAGGACCUUGAAAUCAAAUCGGUCCUGCUUGAUGAAAUCAUGAAGGACCCAAUGUGGCCUAAUAAAGACAACUUGAUCAACUUUGAAAUCCGUUCCUUGAGAGACAGCCGUGCUCUCAUUGAAAAAGUGGGAAUCACAGAUGCUUCACAGUUCAUUGAGGACAAUCCCCACCCGAGGCUCUGGCGACUGCUCGCUGAGGCAGCCCUCCAAAAAUUAGACUUGAAAACAGCUGAGCAGGCGUUUGUCCGCUGCAAAGACAACCAAGGCAUAGAGUUUGUCAAGCGCCUCGGUAACCUGCAGAGCGAGCCCAUGAAGCAAGCAGAGGUGGCAGCCUACUUUAGCAGGUUUGAAGAAGCCGAGCGGAUGUACUUGGACAUGGACCGCAGGGAUCUCGCCAUUAGCCUUCGGAUGAAGCUUGGAGACUGGUUUAGGGUGCUCCAGCUCCUGAAAACUGGUUCUGGGGACUGUGAUGAUGCUCUAUUGGAGCAAGCUUACAAUGCCAUUGGAGACUACUUUGCUGACAGACAGAAAUGGGCAAAUGCGGUGCAAUACUACCUUCAGGGCCGCCACCAGGAGAAGCUGGCAGAAUGUUACUACAUGUUGGAGGACUAUGAUAACCUCGACAAGCUCACCAAUUCCCUCCCAGAAAACCAUAAACUUUUGCCGGAGAUUGGGCAGAUGUUUACUACAGUGGGCAUGUGCGAACAGGCUGUCAACGCCUACCUUAAGUGUAACCAGCCCAAAGCUGCUGUUGACACGUGUGUCCAUCUAAACCAGUGGAACAAAGCAGUGGAACUUGCCAGGACCCACAACAUGAAGGAGAUUAAACCUCUUCUUUCCAAGUAUGCAUCACAUCUCCUUGAGAAGAACAACAUUUUGGAGGCAGUGGAAUUGUAUCAGAAAGCUCACCAUUUUCUUGAUGCCGCCAAACUUAUAUUUAAGAUAGCAGAUGAGGAGGCCAAGAAAAGGACUCGGCCACAGCGGGUGAAAAAGUUGUAUGUGCUGGCUGCUCGACUUGUAGAAAAUCAUCAUGAGCAAAAGAAGACGUCGCAGCAGAGUAAAACCAAAGGGAAGAAGUCAGAGGCAACAUUUGCACUCGCUGGACUUCUGGAGGAAGACGCCACAUCUUCUGACAAUCAUGUUCUGGACAACGCGUGGCGAGGAGCAGAGGCGUAUCACUUCUUUCUGCUUGCUCAAAGGCAACUCUAUGAAGGGUACACUGAGAAUGCCAUGCACACAGCCCUUCACCUCCGUGAGUAUGAGGACAUCAUCCCUGCAGUGGAGAUCUAUUCCCUUCUUGCCAUCUGUUCAGCAGCCAACAGGGCCUUUGGCACAUGCUCACAGGCCUUCAUCAAGCUGGAGUCUCUGGAGAGUCUGGACCAGGAGCAGCGGCUGCAGUAUGAAGAUCUGGCCAUGGAGAUCUUCACCAAGCAUUCACCAAAAGAUAGCCGCAAGCUGGAGCUAGAUGCUGCAUCAGAAGGAGUGGAAAAGUUACCCACCUGCAUCGUGACGGGUCUCUCCAUCCAGGACUACCACUUUUGGAUGUGCAGCGAGUGCAAGCACUGUGCUCAAAGCCAUGAGAUCGGCAAAUAUAACUACUGCCCGCUUUGUCACAGUCGUAUAGGCUGAA
Doryrhamphus excisus (bluestripe pipefish) is the source of this 3698-nucleotide messenger RNA. RefSeq names its product WD repeat domain 35 (gene wdr35). Lineage: Eukaryota; Metazoa; Chordata; Actinopteri; Syngnathiformes; Syngnathidae. The record is from RefSeq and is a predicted model, not a curated record. Gene Ontology annotation, cellular component: intraciliary transport particle A; non-motile cilium. Gene Ontology annotation, biological process: protein localization to cilium; intraciliary retrograde transport; non-motile cilium assembly. Gene Ontology annotation, molecular function: protein binding.